Molecule: messenger RNA, 2045 nt
Organism: Sitodiplosis mosellana (orange wheat blossom midge)
Lineage: Eukaryota; Metazoa; Arthropoda; Insecta; Diptera; Cecidomyiidae
Product: vascular endothelial growth factor receptor 2-like
Exons: 8
Coding region: 380-1873 (497 amino acids)
Biological process (GO): positive regulation of kinase activity; multicellular organism development; cell surface receptor protein tyrosine kinase signaling pathway
Cellular component (GO): signaling receptor complex
Molecular function (GO): transmembrane receptor protein tyrosine kinase activity; ATP binding
Source: RefSeq, a predicted model, not a curated record
AGUAUGAGAAAUGGUUUUUUAGUAGAAAUGACGAUAUUAUGAGAAUGACCGCUAGCCGUUCGAAAAUAUACUCAUUUAUAUUUUCUUUCAUUUGAAUUAUGAGAAAUGCAACAAAAAAUACUUGAUUUGAUUCCAAACAGUGAUAUUUUGUUGUUAAAACUAUUGAGUAUAAUUGUCAAUAAUAUUCAAGUGUGCCGCGAUGGAUUUUUUAAACAAAGCUUAGUGUGUUGAAAGUGUCAGUUUUUAAAUUCUCUUGAAACCACUUGGAACUGAUAGAACAAGUGUCUUUUGUGAAAAUUUCAAUUGCCACAUAACAAGUGAAUUUAUUGAAUGAAUCAGUGUACAAAAGUCAGCACCGAAAAGUUUCAUAACGAAAAACAUGUUCGCCUAUAUAGUAGUGCCAAUCGUAAUAUUGUUAUUCAUCGUCGCAUUUGUACUUGUUUGCCAUUUUCGAUGUCGAAAACGAGUGACCACUCCCAAGAAAUUUGAAGAAGGAAAUCCGAGCAAAAUCAAUGCAACAAUGAAAUUUGAAGAGCAACUUGAUCUGCUGCCUUAUAAUGAACAUUACGAGUUUCCACCAAAAAAAUUGAUACUAGGUCAGCGGCUUGGAAAAGGCACGUUCGGAAUCGUAGUUGAAGCAAUGGCAAAAGAUAUUGUAACCCAUGAGAAGGAGAGCAAAGUUAUCGUUAAAAUGAUUAACGGUGUCCAUAAUAAAGAGCUCUUCAAAAUCGCAUCUCGAGAAUUGAAAAUAAUGGUUCAUUUGGCAAAACAUUUAAAUUUGGUAAAUUUAUUGGGUGCAGUGACCAAAAAACUAUCGAAACGCAAAUUGAUGGUUAUCGUUGAGUAUUGUCGGUUUGGUGAUCUUCGAACAUUCCUCAUGAAGCAUCGUACACAAUUCAUUGAUCAAAUCGUUUGUGGCGAAGAUGUUAUUGAUCCAACCAUAACAACAAAAUUUACUAUGCAGCAACGAAACCAUUCCUAUUCACAUUUUAAUAGAUGUGAAGAGGAUGAAAAUUCAAUUGCAAGCAAUAAUUCCGAUGACUCUAAUCCAAAUAGAGGCGGAACCAUUGACUCACGAACAACACUCUGUCCAAAUAAUUCUAAUUCAAAUGGAUCCUCAAAUAACUCGGAACAAUUGUUUACGUUUACAACAACCAAUUUACUUUGUUGGUCAUUUCAAAUUGCACGUGGAAUGCAGCAUUUGGCACUGCAAAAAAUCCUACACGGUCAUCUGUCUGCAAAGAAUGUUCUACUGUGCGAUAAUAAUGUGGUGAAAAUUGGUAACUUUGGUUCCGUGCGAUCAAUCUACGAAAUUGGCAAAUAUCUCGAAAAUCGACUGAUAAUGGCCCAAGAAAGUCCAAUGCCAUUUAAAUGGCUGUCUCCGGAGACGAUUGAAAAAUCAAUAUUUAGUACACCUUCUGAUGUGUGGUCGUUUGGUGUCGUUCUCUGGGAACUCUUUUCACUUGGUACAUUACCCUACAUGGGCGUUGAUGACCAUCAUGACUUACAUCGAAAACUAGUUAAUGGCUAUCGAUUGGAAAAACCACACCAUUCAACAACAACAAUAUAUAAUAUUAUGUUGUCGUGUUGGCGCAUGAAUGCCGAACUUCGUCCAACGUUCAAUGAUCUAGAAGAUAAAAUCUAUCGUUUGCUCGAGCGAAAUGUUGCAAACCAAUACAUCGAUCUGAAUGAACCAUACCUGAAGGCAAAUAUGAAUCCAUUACAUUCCGGCCAAAAAGAAUAUUUAAAGUUAUUGGAUAUGAAAUUGUCGUCAUCGGGCUAUGUUCAAAUAAACGGCACCAAGGGCACAUCGUCUGGUUACGUCGAUAUGAAGCCCAUUACAACAAAUAAUGCACAAGAUAGCAUUGUUUAGACUUUCUUACACUUUUCGGAUAUCAUAAGUAAAACUAAGAAAAGAAUAUUAUUUUAAAAGAAAAUUCGACUAAUUUGUGUAAAUGUCGAAAAUAAUUGAGAUUUGUGUAAAUGUCGAAAAUAAUUGAGAUUUUUAGACAAAUAAACUAGAAACCGAUUUUGAAAGUAGAAAA